This is a messenger RNA of Acanthoscelides obtectus, 649 nucleotides long. The record is from the annotation of a GenBank genome assembly. NCBI's taxonomy places the organism in Eukaryota, Metazoa, Arthropoda, Insecta, Coleoptera, Chrysomelidae.
UGAGAUUAGAAAGUGUUGGUAUGUGCGAGUUACAAAAAUACCUUAAUUUACAAAUGCAAUUAUUGAAGACUCAAAAGACAUUAGGCUAACAAUGAAAGAACGGUGACGCCAUCCUUUUAAUUUCUUUUAAAGGCCUAGCAUUAAAGACACAUUAACCUGAAGUCUGGAACCAUUAUUUCAAAAUAAUGUACUACUCUCUAGGGCUAACUAUAAAAAGACCAGUAACGAGUAUAUUCUGUAUUGAACUAUAACUAAAGAAGGCAUAGAAAUGAAGUGUUUUAUCUUAUUUGUGGUUUGCUGCAGUGUAGCUUUAGUGAAUUGCAAACAGUACACAACAAAAUAUGAUAACAUCGAUUUGGAUAGAAUUUUAAGCAAUGAGCGAUUACUGAAAAACUAUGUAAAUUGCCUCAUGGACAAAGGGCGGUGCACGAGAGAUGCUACAGAACUUAAGCAGAUUCUACCUGAUGCUUUGGCGACCGAUUGUUCCAAAUGUAACGAAAAACAGAAGUCUGGUGCAAAGAAAGUCGCAGAAUUCUUAAUUAAGAAUAAACCAGAGUCUUGGAAGGAGCUGGUUAAGAAAUAUGACAGCGACGGAAAAUACAGGACGAGCCAUGCUGAAGAGCUUAAAAGACAUGGAAUAAUAUUUUAA